Molecule: messenger RNA, 1379 nt
Organism: Mandrillus leucophaeus (drill)
Lineage: Eukaryota; Metazoa; Chordata; Mammalia; Primates; Cercopithecidae
Product: putative UPF0607 protein ENSP00000382826
Exons: 2
Coding region: 99-1379 (426 amino acids)
Source: RefSeq, a predicted model, not a curated record
AGGUGCCCAGUGCACACCCAGCCACAGAGAAGUGGGUGACUUAGGAGUAUCCUCUCCACUUCUGAUCCCUAGUUUCGUCCGCGCACAACUUGCUCAAAAUGGGCAACUCACUAAGCAUAUUUUGUUCCUGGUUCCGCCGCAGGUCCCCGCCAUGCCAUUGGCAACCUGCUCGUGUUAUCCGUGAGGCCUUCCCAGCUGGCAGGGCUCACCCUGCGGCUCCUGCACCUAUGCCUGCCUCGAGAACCCUGGGCUAUUCCCGAUUCCUCUUCAACCCUCAGCGACAUCCUGGGCCUUCCUUUCCAGCCAGGUGGGACGGCGCCCCUACGAGGCUGUGUCUUCUCCCUCGGAACAGGGGCACCCCACCGAGGGUCCCGCCUCCUGUGGUCUGGAGCCCCCCCUCAAGGAAGAAACCCGUGCUGUCUGCUCGCAACUCCAUGAUGUUCGGACACUCCAGCCCUGUGAGGAUCCCUCCUCUCAGACGCACGUUUAACCUCCGACUGCCUUCAUUAGAUGAGCAGGUGAUCCCAGCCAGGCUCCCGAAGACAGAGGUGAGGGCAGAAGAGCCCAAAGAAGCAACGGAGGUGAAAGACCAGGUAGAGACGCAGGGGCAGGAGGACAAUAAAAGGGGCCCUUGUAGCAAUGGGGAAGCAGCCUCCACCUCUAGGCCCCUGGAGACUCAGGGAAACCUCACUUUCUCCUGGUGCAGUCCCAGGCCCUUGGACGGAAAUGCCCACCUCAAGAGCUUGACAGAAAAGAACCAGAGUGACAAGGCCCAGGUGCAUGCAGUGAGUUUCUACUCCAAGGGCCAUGGAGUUUCCAGCUCACACAGCCCUGCUGGAGGCGUCCUUCCCUUUGGGAAGCCUGACCCAGCUCCAACAGUGCUCCCUGCCCGAGUUCCAGCAGUGCUCCCGGCCCCAGUUCCGGGCUGCUCCCUGUGGCCAGAGAAGGCAGCCUUGAAGGUGCUGGGUAAAGACCACCUGCCCAGCUCUCCAGGCUUGCUGAUCGCGGGGAAGGACAUGCAGCUCAAAGAUCCUGCAGCCCUUCUUGGAUCAAGUAGCUCUUUUCCACCCAGAGCUGCCGGCCACGGGUCCCGCAAAAGAAAGCUGUCAGGGCCACCACUGCAGCUGCAACCCACCCCUCCCCUGCAACUGAGGUGGGAUAGAAACGAGCGGGCCCCACCUGCUAAGCUUCCCUGCCUAUCUCCUGAGGCACUGUUAGAGCUGGGUCAGGCUUCCCAAAGGGAAGGACGCCUCCAGCUGGGCAACAUCGAUAAGAACAUGGGGGUGUUAAGUAGAACAUCAAAAUCCAGGAGACGAAAACAGCCGCUUGGGAGGAGAAAGAAGAUACGGCAGGGCAGGCGCCGUGGCUCACGCCUAUAA